Messenger RNA from Lodderomyces parapsilosis, 1833 nucleotides. RefSeq lists its product as uncharacterized. The transcript has a single exon. Gene Ontology annotation, cellular component: membrane. NCBI's taxonomy places the organism in Eukaryota, Fungi, Ascomycota, Pichiomycetes, Serinales, Debaryomycetaceae. Gene Ontology annotation, biological process: xenobiotic detoxification by transmembrane export across the plasma membrane. The record is from RefSeq and is a predicted model, not a curated record. Bases 1 to 1833 code for a protein of 610 amino acids. Gene Ontology annotation, molecular function: xenobiotic transmembrane transporter activity; antiporter activity.
AUGGUGUUAUUUCAGUCAAUUAAUAGACUAGCAGACCCGAACACCGGGGCUGGUCUCACAGGGAACAGACGCAGACGAAUAUUCGUUCCACCGUCAACUAAGCGUCCGUUGUUCAGUUAUGGAGAAGGAGAAGAUCAAAGAUCGUUUUUAUCGUUGAUUGAAAAUGGGUCGGAGUUUGGAGCAGAGCAGGAUGUCAGUGAUACUGCGAGUGUUAGCACUUCAAGGUCAUUACCAGACUCUUUGAGCAGUGCACAAGCCACUGAAGAUCAGGAACUGUUUCAUUCAUGGUUAAUUGAAGAACAUCAUCGACGUAUGUCAUCGGCCGCCACUUCCGACGAGGAUGACUUAGAUCACGAUCACAUAUUUGGGGAAAAUAUCUACGGAUCAGGGAGAAGGCGAACGAGCUUGAAAUCGUCAAAGAGCUAUGAUUUAGACAACUUUAUGAAUUUAAAAACAAACUAUGCCACUGAAGCCAAAGUCUUGUUCCGUCAUGCAUUGCCUUUAAUUGUCACAUUUAUACUAGAGCAUCUUUUCUCAAUUGUUUGUUUGAUAGUGGUGGGGAAAUUGGGGACAAAGGAGUUAGCAGCAGUGAGUUUGGCCACCAUGACCUCGACAAUAACAUUUGGGAUCUUUGAAGGAACAGCAACUGCACUAGAUACGUUGUGCUCUCAAGCUUAUGGAGCCAAGAAUUACGAGCUAAUGAGUGUUUACGUUCAGCGAUGUGUUUUAUUUUCAUGGGUAUUGUUUGUACCUUGUGGCCUUUUGUGGUGGUUCAGCGCAUAUAUCCUACAGUUUAUCAUUGACGACGACGGUGUCGUUCAAUUAACAUCUCAAUUUUUGAGAAUAUUGAUUGUGGGUGCUCCAGGGUAUAUUGUAUUUGAAAACGGUAAAAGAUUCUUGCAAGCACAGGGUAUAUUCGAAGCAGGAACUGGCGUGUUAUUCAUCAGCGCGCCAAUCAAUAUAUGUUUGUCUUGGUUCUUGGUGUGGAAUAAAACUUAUGGAUUGGGAUACAUUGGUGCACCUAUUGCCACUGCACUUAACUUUUGGGUCAUGUCACUCUUGCUUGUAUUGUACGUCAGAUUCAUUGACGGAAAGAAAUGCUGGUAUGGACUCGCUAAGGUCUCGGAGUUAUUGAAAGAUUGGGGUCAAUUUGCUCAUUUGGCAUUACCAGGAAUUGUGAUGAUAGAAUCAGAGUAUUUGGCAUACGAGAUAAUGACCCUUUUUGCAUCGUAUUUCGGCACGAAACCGUUGGCAGCUCAAAGUGCGGUUUCUAGUAUUGCAUCAUUAUCUUACAUGGUUCCCUUUGCUUUGGGUAUUGCUGCUUCAACACGUAUAGCUCAUUUCAUUGGUGGUCAGAAUAUGGAGGGGGCAAUCAUUGCUACUAGAGUGGCCAUGCUUGGAGGUUUAGUCGUGGCCAGUGCCAACUGUUUAGCAUUCGUCACUUUUAAGAACCAGUUGGCAAAGAUAUUCACCAAUGACAAAGAUGUCAUUGGGUUAAUAGCUAACUUACUUGAUCCUUUGGUGGCAAUAUUGCAAGUAUUUGAUGGAGUAGCUUGUGUUGAUAGUGGUAUUUUGAGAGCACAAGGGCAACAGAAAAUCGGAGGAGUGAUAAACUUGAUUGCAUACUAUGCAUUUGCAUUACCAUUAGCUUUAAUUUUGAGUAAGAAUUUAGGCUAUGGUCUUUUCGGAUUAUGGUUUGGUAUUGGAAGUGGUAUGGUGGUGAUCUCAUUGAGCGAAACAUGUUUCAUAUUGUUCAGUGAUUGGGAUCUGAUAUUGAUGCAGGCAGGUCUACUCAAUGACUCUGACGAGGAAGACGAAGAGGAGUCGGUGUGA